Molecule: messenger RNA, 201 nt
Organism: Anisakis simplex (herring worm)
Lineage: Eukaryota; Metazoa; Nematoda; Chromadorea; Rhabditida; Anisakidae
Source: the annotation of a GenBank genome assembly
AUGUGGAAUACAAGUCGGGAUGUCGAGAAUGCCAGCUACAUCGAUCUCGCCGAGGCGCUGGUGAAUUACGGAUUGGAAAGUGAGCAAGAAAUACCCCAUUGGUUGAUAUUUGAAUAUGAGUGCGGCUAUCCGGUCUCACCCCAACAGACAGUGCAGUUGAACUGUACGAGUGCAGACAGCCACCUGUCUAGUUUUGGAUGA